AUGAUAUCAUCUCAGACGGACGAGUUAAAAUUUAAGAACACUGCAUACAGCCGACUUUGUUUUUUGGCACAUGUUCUAGAACUUGUGCUGCUUGGUCGUUCAAACAUUUUUACUUUCGACAAGGCAAAUGCUUUAAAAAGUGGGCCAUCUACUCAUACCAUCUUUCAUCUAUCUGUAGACAUCUUAAAGACGUCUAUUAGUCGUCUAUUUUCCCUUUGGGUGCUGGGCGACCUGGUGUGCAAGCUCUACCACUUCGUGCACAGCCUGAGCUACACGGCGUCGAUCUUCAUCCUAGUGGUGAUCUGCACGGAGCGCUACUUCGCCAUCAUCCACCCCAUCACCUGCAAGCAGAUCCUGACGCCGCGCCGCCUCCGGGUGGUGAUGCUGUGCGUGUGGGUGCUGUCGGCGCUCUACUCGUCGCCGCGCUUCUUCUGGGUGCAGACCAUCUCCAUGCCCGUGGACCGGAUCGGCAACUCGGAGACCAUCUGCAUCUCGCACCGGCAGAAGUACGACUCGGAGACGUUCGACCUCAUCAACUUCGGCCUGCUGUACGCCACGCCCCUCGCCGUCAUGCUGCUGCUGUACACCAGGAUCGCCCUGGUGCUGUGGGAUGCGGGCCGCGGGCCGCCGGGCAUCCACUCGUCUCACCGACCCAGGAAGGAGGAGCGAAGCGGCAGCACGCCGUUCUGCCGCGGCGUGGCGCCCACCCUGAGGGUCACCUUCGACGCGGCGCGCGACAACGGCACAACCACGCCGGUCGACGCCCGGGUGUCGAUCGCUUCCGACGAGGCCGCCGCCGGCCCGACGGUCGCCGGCGAACCGUCGCCGACCAACGGCCACGGCGGCGGCGGCGGCCUGUGGAACAACAACCAGCACCCGGUGCGCAAGUCGGGGCGGCGCUCGCGGGGCGCUGGGGGCGGGCUGGGCGCCGUGGGGGCGGCGGGCGCGCGCUGCUACCACGUGUCCGCCAGCCAGAACAUCCUCAAGGCGCGCCGCGGCGUGGUGCGCAUGCUCAUCGUCGUGGUGCUCACCUUCGCCGUGUGCAACCUGCCGUACCAUGCGCGCAAGAUGUGGCAGUACUGGUCCACGAGCUACGAGGGCGACUCGUCCUUCAGCACCCUGUUCACGCCCAUCACUUUCCUCCUCACUUACUUCAACUCGGGCAUCAACCCGCUGCUCUACGCCUUCCUCUCGCGGAACUUUCGCAAGGGCAUGCGGGAGCUCCUGCUCUGCCCGUCUAGGGAGAAGGGGCGCCCGCUGGCCCAGCAGUCCUCGAUCACCAGGAAGACGUCGGUCCGCUCCGCCACCAAGCUGUGCCCCGGCGCGGCCGUCGGCGCCGUCGGCGGCAUCGCCCUGGAGCACAGCGGCUGAGCGGCCCCGGACGAUCUGAGCAUCGCGGCCGCGCACGAGAGCGAGUAGCGAGGGGUGGACCACUUGAGUAUUCCGUGUACAUACUGAAAAAUACUCCAAAAAUAUUCCAGUUAUUCCCCCAAUUAUUCCAGAUAUUCCAAAAGUAUUCCAGAUAUUUCACAAAUAUUCCACAGUACACCAAAACUCUCAGUGGUCGACCCCUCGGCGAAUAGUAAGUGAAAGGGGUAGGGUGGGGGGUCUUCCGUGCGCAGGCGCGGUAUUGCCCAUAAGAUUUUGUGUCACGAUAGUAAAUGUUUCCGCGGGCGAGCAAUAAACCCUUGCUUGUUUGCGGAGCCUCUCGCGCCGUCCUAUCGAUGAUCGCUCUAUCUCAAGUAUUGCCUAAUUUGGGAGAGUAUUUUAUUACAACCACGCUCACUUUCUUGUAUGUCCCAUGCUUUCUAUUCUAAAGGUAAUGUUAGUGUAAGUUUGUUUGGUUCGCCAUCCUAUCGAUUAGUCGCGCGCCUUUUGAACUGAUACCGUCGAUAUGAAUUGUAAAUUUGUCCAUCUUCGUUGCCAAAGAGUGACUUGUUGUAGACUGUGAUACUGUAACUAUUAAUCUAAUUAAUUAAUUAUUUAUUUAUUUAUAUAUAUAUAUAUUCUUGUUAAGAAAAGUAUACUAAAGUUAGGAACAUUAUUGUAUUGUAUAUUAAGCUCGUAGGAAAUAUUCGGCCCGUGCUCGCCUCCGCGGGACAGAACGGCAGCACGGGCUCGAUUUUUUUUUCGUUGUUUUUUCUUACCCUGCGCCAAAUGUGGGGGACUUCCCGUCGUUGCAAGUAGUCGGUGCGACGCGCGUUACUAGUGCCAUUUCCUGGGACAUUUGUUGCCCGCAUAUCGACGUACUGCGAUCUGGAAUCUGGUUUGGUGUGUGUCCCAGUCUAGUCACUACUACUAUAUUACUGUACUACUUGUCAUUGUAAUAAAGCGCAGAGUAUUCUUUUCUA
Molecule: messenger RNA, 2351 nt
Organism: Frankliniella occidentalis (western flower thrips)
Lineage: Eukaryota; Metazoa; Arthropoda; Insecta; Thysanoptera; Thripidae
Product: trissin receptor-like
Exons: 5
Coding region: 1-1371 (456 amino acids)
Biological process (GO): G protein-coupled receptor signaling pathway
Cellular component (GO): membrane
Molecular function (GO): neuropeptide Y receptor activity; peptide binding
Source: RefSeq, a predicted model, not a curated record